Messenger RNA from Oncorhynchus tshawytscha (Chinook salmon), 2081 nucleotides. RefSeq names its product oncoprotein induced transcript 3 (gene oit3). The record is from RefSeq and is a predicted model, not a curated record. Lineage: Eukaryota; Metazoa; Chordata; Actinopteri; Salmoniformes; Salmonidae. Bases 191 to 1885 code for a protein of 564 amino acids. The transcript has 12 exons. Gene Ontology annotation, molecular function: calcium ion binding.
UAAGCUGUCUAUUAAAGACCCCGUUAAGUUUUUCAAGAAACCUCACACACUCAGAGACACGUUGACGGACACUCAGAGACAGAUACACAGACCGACACACAGACGCAGACAUACUCGGACACAGACUGAGCUCGGAUUCCUAUUGUCUACCGGCAUAGUCUCGUUUAACAGUCUGAUUCCAGGUGCUGAGAUGACCCGAGGAGUUGGUAACCGGAGGAAAGUUAAAGUGUACGUGGUAGUGAUAUCGUUCCUGUUAACCGUGCUACUACAGCACACACCCACUGCGGAAGCCAUCGCUCUGGACCCAUGUUCUGCCUACAUCUCUCUGAAUGAGCCUUGGCGUAAUACAGAAUACCAUGUCAACCACUCCUCUGGCAGUGUGCCCCUGUGUGACAGCCGUGUGUCAGGGGAGUGGUACCGCUUCACAGGGAUGGCCGGAGACGCCAUGCCUACUUUCUGCAUCGAAGAGAACCACUGUGGAACCCACGCCCCCAUCUGGCUCAAUGGGAGCCACCCACAGCCCCAGGAUGGUAUCAUGACCCUUCCUGUGUGUGCCAGCUUCAAUAGUAACUGUUGCCAGUGGAAUGCCAGUGUUGAUGUGAAGGCCUGUACAGGAGGAUACUACGUCCGUCUGCCCAGACCGUCUGUCUGCUUCCAUGUCUACUGUGGACAUUUCUAUGACAUAUGUGAUGAGGUGGAGUGCAGUGGACCUCAGUGUCCGGAGUCGGACUGUCGCUGUGCUGCUGGAACCACCCUGGGACCAGAUAGACAGACAUGUCUCGAUGUGAAUGAGUGUGAGCAGGGGAACGGAGGUUGUAAGGAGGUAUGUGUGAACACCAAGGGGUCCAGACAGUGUGAGUGUGGACCAGGCAGGGUACUGGAGGAGGAUGGACGCAACUGCAAAGAGAUAGCAGGGUGCUACAACAACAACGGAGGCUGUAGCCAUGGUUGCUCUGUACUACAGGACUCCUAUCACUGUCACUGUCCCCGAGGACUGGAGCUGGGGGAUGACAAACGCACAUGCCAGGUCCCGGUGCAGUGUAGCAGCAGCUCCAUUAAGGUGUCGGUUCUAAGGGACCUGGUGGGGGGCCUGGAACUCUCCCUGUCCAACUCGUCAUGCCGCGGCGUCUCCAACGGAACACACAUCAAUCUCAGCUUCAGCCUCAAGACCUGUGGAACAGUAGUGGAGGUGACAGACGACAAGAUAGUGGGUACCAAUUUAGUGACGGGUCUUCCUAAAACCAGCCCAGGACCGUGGUCCGGUAGUAACCGGGAUAUGAUUGUCAGGACCUCCAAACUGCUGUUACCUGUCACCUGUGAAUUCCCACGACACUACGAGGUCUCCGACGGUUACCAGGCCAGUCUCCGUAGCUCCGCCCUAGAGCUAGCAGGCCACUCCCAGGGCCUGUUCCCCUUCUCUCUGGAGCUGUUUAAGAGUGCUGAGUUCUCUGAGCCCUACCGGGCUCCACCCCAACUACGCCUACACGACUCACUGUUCUUCGGGGUGGAACCCAGGGAGAAGGUGGAGGGUUUGUCAGCUCUGGUGGAGAGCUGCUUUGCUACCCCCAGUGCCAAGGCAGACCAGGCUCUCAAAUACUACCUCAUCAAAGACGGGUGUAUCUCAGAUGAAAUGGUGCGUCAGUACUCUGCUAAGGACCAGCUAUCCAAACACUACCAGGUUCCUGUCUUCAAGUUUGUUGGCAAGGACAACAAGGAGGUGUUCCUGCAUUGUCGUGUGUUGGUGUGUGGGGCAGGAGACUCCCGCUGUUCUCAGGGCUGUAGAGGGCGUCUGCGUCGGGAACUGUGGAGGACUGAGGAGGAACAGGAGGACUGGGACCAGCAUCACGUGCUGAGUGGAGGACCCAUACGCAUCUUGCCAGACUGAGACAUCAGACCGUCGUGGCAGCUCCAUACCACCUUCAGGCCAUCUCACCACUGCAAACAUAGAAAUAGAUACAAUAGAGAUAGAUAUUGUAGGAGCAUGACCAGCAUUGUCUCCUGAGUGGAGGACCCAUACACAUUCUGCCAGACUGAGACAUCAGACAACCACCACCACCACCACCACCACCACCAGGCCACCA